AUGGAGAGGUCCCUGGGGGAGCCCAACGUGACCGCGGUCCCCGGGUUUGUCCUGCUGGGCUUGUCCACAAGCCUCCGUCUGAGGGGCGUCCUGUUUGCCGUCUUCCUGACGCUCUACCUGCUGACCCUCCUGGAGAACAUGCUCAUCGUCUACCUCACCUGCAGCCACACGGAGCUGCACAAGCCCAUGUACUUCUUCCUGGGCAACCUGAGCUGCCUGGAGAUGUGCUACGUGUCGGUGACCAUGCCCAGCCUGCUCGUGGGGCUGAGGACCGGGCCCUGCCGUGUGCCCUUCACCGCCUGCAUGACCCAGCUCUUCUUUUUCAUCUCCCUCAUCUGCACAGAGUGCACGCUCCUGGCCUCCAUGGCCUACGACCGCUAUGUGGCCGUCUGCCGCCCACUCCACUACCCGCUGCUCAUGCGGCCCCAGGUCUGCCUGGGCUUGGCCGCGUCCUCUUGGCUUGGGGGGCUGCUGGUCUCAGUGAUCAAGACGUCGUGCAUCGCCAGCCUGUCCUACUGCGGCCCCAAUGUCCUCAACCACUUCUUCUGCGAUGUCUCCCCUCUGCUCAACCUGUCCUGCACCCACGUGGCCCUGACGGAGCUGGUGGACUUCAUCUCUGCCAUCGUCAUCCUCUGGGGCUCUCUCCUUGUGGCCAUGGCCUCCUAUGUGGCCAUUGGUAGGGCCGUGCUCUGCAUGCCUUCAGCCGCUGCCCGGCACAAAGCCUUCUCCACCUGCACCUCCCACCUGGUGGUGGUGGGUAUCUUCUACUCAGCCACUCUCUUCAUCUAUGCCCGUCCCAACCGCAUAGAGGCCAUGGACUUCAACAAGGUGCUGUCUGUCAUCUACACAGUAGUCACCCCCAUGUGCAACCCCGUCAUCUACUGCUUGCGGAAUAAGGAGGUCCAGGCAGCAUUCCACAGAAGCCUGCAUGUGGCUGAAGGAAAGUCCCCCCCGCACAAAGUCCCCUUCCCUGUGGGUCCACAGCAUUCUGUCUCUGAGCAGUCUAGUCUCUAA
Molecule: messenger RNA, 1014 nt
Organism: Manis javanica (Malayan pangolin)
Lineage: Eukaryota; Metazoa; Chordata; Mammalia; Pholidota; Manidae
Product: olfactory receptor 6Z7-like
Biological process (GO): G protein-coupled receptor signaling pathway
Cellular component (GO): membrane
Molecular function (GO): olfactory receptor activity; G protein-coupled receptor activity
Source: RefSeq, a predicted model, not a curated record